AUGGCUAAGCGUAAACAAGAAAUCCAAAAGCUUUCCGGAAUUGCUACGUAUUCAAGCAAUGGGAAUGUUUAUGUGGAUCAGUCCCGAAACAAUUGCGCCAGAGCGGAUAAGAAAAACGACGAAACAUCACGGCAGAAAUCAUUUUGCGCUUCCACAGUUGUCACAACAGAUGAUUUGAAUGAUCCACAAAGAUGUAAGCAGAUCAGCAGCCCUGAAGAAACGUCGGAAGGAGAUACUGUGUCAUCAAAUUCAACAAACCAAAAUAAUACCGAAACGAAACAAUGCGGCAGCAACAAAAGAAAGCAUUCAUGUCCAUUAUGCUUCCAAGGCUUCAAACGAUUGGACAUCCUUGCUAGGCAUUAUCGGACGCAUACCGGAGAAAGACCCUUUCAGUGCUCAGUUUGUUCCAGAAGUUUCAGUCGAACUGAUCAUCUCAGAACACAUCAACGGACUCAUACCAACGAAAAACCUUACGCAUGUCCGGCUUGCUCGUACUCUGCUGUAUGUGCUCCAGUACCUGUUCUUCCUAAUUGUUAUGAUAUUCUGAAUAUAAAGUUGAAAGAUUGGUCUGCUAAAGUUUUUCACCGAAAUCAGCUACUUCAGUUACUCUUUAUUAUUCCAACACUUCGGAAUUCCAGUAGAAAACAACUGAAGGAUUACUGCCGUAUAAUAGUGGAAAAUUUGACAGUUGAAAGAAAAAGAAGCCCAAAAAAUUUUAAAAAAAAAAAAGAAAAAAGAAGAAAGAAUGAAGAGGAAGACGACCGGAUAAGGCGAACUAGUGUUAAAGGCCAGAGGCUUUGCUGUGUUCGACAGUCUUAUCAGUUGGUUUUAUAUUCUAAAAAGAAGAAAAGUGUUGCUGUCAAUUUUGUAACGUUGACAAUCUGCAAAAAACGCUGA
Enterobius vermicularis (human pinworm) is the source of this 897-nucleotide messenger RNA. Lineage: Eukaryota; Metazoa; Nematoda; Chromadorea; Rhabditida; Oxyuridae. The record is from the annotation of a GenBank genome assembly.